AUGACCUUUGAGGAAGACAUUGCUGCUUUCACAAUAAGGGCAGUUGAUGAUAUCCGCACACUCAACCGCGUUGUCAUCUGCAAACCACCGAAGAACGUCAUUUCUCAGCUUGAUUUGAUCUCUUUGUGGGAGAAAAGAUGUGGAAAGAGUCUAACGAGAAACUUUCUCUCAGAAGACCAAAUAAUUAAACUCACUGAGAGUCAGUCCAACUUGGAAUUGGAAGAGGAUGACUUGGAGCUGUCGCAUCUUUACCCAGACUACAACUACACUCCCAUUGCCGAUCUCAUUGACGUUUUUGCUGUUAAACCACUACAGAUUAAAAGGUCAGCCCUUGGAUGA
This is a messenger RNA of Amborella trichopoda, 339 nucleotides long. NCBI's taxonomy places the organism in Eukaryota, Viridiplantae, Streptophyta, Magnoliopsida, Amborellales, Amborellaceae. The record is from RefSeq and is a predicted model, not a curated record.